AGUGCGCCAGGAAGCGCAUGCGCAUGCGCGUGUGUGAAUCCAAUACGGAAGCGAUAUCGCUAUAUAACUGCAUGUUGUUUCUACCUGUAAUCGAGGGAAGAUGAUAUUCACGUGAGAGUGGGCUGAAGAAGGGUAAUAAGAAGAGAUAAAAUGCCAGCGCGAAACACUGUAACGAGUGGAGUCAGAUACUCCAAACUGGCCAGUGAUGAUGAUGGCUACAUUGACCUUCAGUUCAAGAAAAGCCCACCCAAGGUCCCAUAUAAAGCAAUCGCCCUGGCUGCUGUUCUUUUUCUCAUCGGCUCAGUUUUAAUCACCAUUGGAGCGCUGCUUUUAGCAGGAUACUUUGAAGUUCAAGAUCACCGUGAGCGCACUAUACCUGUCCUCAUCCUUGGAAUUCUGGUCUUCAUCCCAGGAUUCUACCACUUGCGGAUUGCCUACUAUGCCUAUAAGGGUUACCGUGGUUACUCUUACGAUGACAUCCCAGACUUUGAUGACUGAGUAACAUAGAGCAACGUUUUACUGGUGUUUAUAACUGAUCUCUGAAAAAGAGGUCUCCUCCUAUAUCUGCUGGCACAGCUUCAGUCAAGAGAGGCUUGACUUUCAUAUUGCAUCUGUAAAAAAAGGCUGGUAACUUGAGCCUCAAGAAUCCCAUAUAUGGAUUUAUAUUCUAUAUUUCAGAAAUGGAAAAAAAUUAACAUUUGUAAUGCUAUGCUGUCUUUAGUGCAGAUUAAAAUUGAGGCAAGAGGAUGCAAAUUGAAAUGUAUAGAUAUUGGUCUGUUAAACUUUUUUACUAUUGUAUUUGAUAUGUUACUACUGUAGAAUAGU
Ictalurus furcatus (blue catfish) is the source of this 825-nucleotide messenger RNA. It is a transcript of the gene tmem230b, whose product is annotated as transmembrane protein 230b. Gene Ontology annotation, cellular component: endomembrane system; synaptic vesicle. The transcript has 4 exons. Lineage: Eukaryota; Metazoa; Chordata; Actinopteri; Siluriformes; Ictaluridae. The record is from RefSeq and is a predicted model, not a curated record. The coding region runs from base 151 to 498 and encodes 115 amino acids. Gene Ontology annotation, biological process: synaptic vesicle transport.